AUGCGAAAAGAGCUUACAUCUCAGGGGACGACGAAAACUCCCAAUUCGUCACUUGGGCACCGACUCAAUCCCAAGAAGCUGAAGCCCUACGAUCCCUCAAUUGAAAAGUCCUACCCCCGGCCAUCGGUCUCGCAUAAGCGAACCUCUUACUUAGCGGAUGUGCUGAACGACCCUGACAGGAGAGGUCGUGCUCUUGGCGGGCAUCCAUCCCCACGGACAGAUGAACAUGAAGUCCGUGCUUUCGCAUGUCCAUUCUAUAGGAGGCAUCCAACUUUCCACAUGGACUGCAUGAACCGCAAGUUGACGCGGAUCCGGGACGUCAAGCAGCAUAUUCACCGGAGACACUCCCGGUCUGCUUGCGCCGCGGGCGAUUCAGACGCCAUUUCUGCGGAAACGGGAAGAGAACUUCGGCGGCAUAGAGCUGGCCGGACAGAGACACCCGUCGCAGAAUGGAGGAACAUUUGGAGGAUCGUGUUUAAGGAUGAGCCACAGUCUCGCGACCCCUUACUCGGGACAAUGGUAGAGGAAACUGUCCAGAUGAUAAAAGAGUUCUGGAAGAACGAAGGCAACCAAAUCACGGAGCAGUUUCUGAAGGAGAAGGGAGUGGCGCCUGACGAUACGGUUCAGAACAACAUGAGCGAGUUGUUUGAGGUCGCACAUGAAAGGUUUGAGCAAAGCACGCUUGGGGCGAGGUCGGUUGACUCUUCGCUGGUUGAUAUGAGCAACCUCAUUGAAUGCCCCAGCCUGUCUGACUCUGUGUCAUCGUUGAAUGACUUCAGCGAAACCCAUGCUUUGGAGGCGUCAGGGCUCUCGGAUAUUUCCAAUGCCGGGGAUCAGGGUAGCUGGGUGUCCAUCAGUGAACCAGGACCUCUUCAGAACUUAUAUCAAGAAGCAGAGUCCGGCUGGUCUCUCGUCAACGGGGUUGGGGGAUUAGGCUGCGCCAGUAACGGAAUUUUCCAACCUGGUUUCGAUUAUUCUCCUUUUUAUUUUGAAACUCAGUUUACGAAUUGA
Messenger RNA from Clonostachys byssicola, 1011 nucleotides. The record is from the annotation of a GenBank genome assembly. Lineage: Eukaryota; Fungi; Ascomycota; Sordariomycetes; Hypocreales; Bionectriaceae.